AGCCGUCAGCGCGUCUGACCCCCGCGGCUCCAAUGUCAGCGUGAAAGACACACCAUCGUCCGCGGAGCCGCCGUCGACGUCCUCGCAUAGCUGCUCAGUUAAUGAUCUGCCCACGCCACGAUGCACCGCUCUGCUCUGAACAAUCACAAUAAUGUUUCCGCUUGCUUGUCAUCACUGCCUUCUCCUUGACUGCUGGAUGGCGCCGCUGCAGCUGAUGUUUAAGUUUUGACCGUCUUCUUCCGCGUCUUCUCACAGUGCGCGAGUUGAGGUGUGAUUUUUUUUCUCCUCCUUUCUUCACUUGGGAAGGUGAUCCUUUCGUGGCCACACGCAGUAUGCGAGCAGAGGUGGAGGUUGGCGGACACUGGGACUGAGUUGGCGGAGAUCUCGCUGGAGGCUCUGUGCGCGUCUUUCUUCCUGUUUUUUUGUUUUGUUUUCUUGGACACCUUCGGAGAUCGGAACUGUUUGGGGUUUUUAAUUUUUAAUUUUGGAAGGGGGGAAGGCUCUUUAGCCUGCGCUCUUUCCCUUGGCACUGCGAUGUCCACGAGAAAGGCAUCGUUGACGGAGAAGCAGGCAAAAAACGGCACAUCAAAAUAUGUCUUGGAGAGAUGCGCUUCUAUUAACGAGUAUUACGAUAUUGCCUUCAAGGUGAUGUUGCUGGGAGAUUCGGCCGUGGGGAAGACAUGCCUCUUGGUGCGCUUCAAAGAUGGGGCAUUUCUGGGAGGCAACUUUAUAGCCACCGUUGGAAUAGACUUUAGGAAUAAAGUGGUGGAUGUCGACAACCUGAAAGUCAAGUUACAGAUCUGGGAUACAGCCGGCCAAGAGAGAUUCCGCAGUGUAACGCACGCCUACUACAGAGAUGCCCAAGCGUUACUCCUGCUUUAUGAUAUCACCAGCAAGCCAUCAUUUGACAACAUCAGGGCUUGGCUGACUGAAAUACACGAGCAUGCCCAGAAGGAUGUGGUCAUCAUGUUGCUCGGCAACAAGUCAGACAUGGCUGCAGAGAGGGUCGUGAAGACGGAGGACGGAGAGAAGCUGGCCAAGGAAUACGGAGUACCAUUUAUGGAGACCAGUGCCAAGACCGGAGUCAAUGUGGACCUGGCUUUUCAAGCUAUAGGAAAGGAGCUGAAGCACAGAGCGACGCAGCAGCCAAAUGAGCCCAAGUUCCAGAUACACGACUACAUCGAGUCUCAGAAGCACAAGACUGGCUGCUGUGGCCCGUAGCUGAUGCUGAUAAUCUGGCAGAGAGAGACACAUACAGAUAGAGAAACGUGGAGGGAGGGAAAGUUUAAAAAAAAAAAAGAAAAAAAAAAGGCUGGUCUCUCUUAUGAAAGCCAAUCCCUGCACCAAAACCUGAGAAGCAGACGUCCUCGUCUUCGCUCCACCGAGCUUUCGGCUGAAUGAAAGUGAAUGUGGAUUGGCUGCCAUCCCCUAUUUGAAAUGUGAAUUUCUACCUUUUAUGUCACGUGUAGAGAUAUUUGUGGGGUUUUUUGUGGUGACAGUUGUAUCAAAGCUACCAGUCAGGAGUUGCAGACUGAAAUGCUAUAUCCAUCUGCAGGGAUGGGAAGAAUGAACAGGUUAAACAACCGCUGGUGCCGGCGAUUGCCAGCGUGGAUAUAGCAUUUCAUUGUUGCGCAACUCUGAGUUUGUUUAAUCCCAGUUAUAUCAGGCUGUGAACAGAAUCCUUUUUUGGCCUUACAGUCUUUUAAAUCUUUAAGUGAGUCUGAGUCUCACGAUGAGAUUGUAGCUAAAAUGAUCCCAUCUGUUCACAUCUGUACUGCUGUUAGAUAGAAUAAAGCCAACGUUUGGAGGGCGUUUACCCACUCUGUGUCUGUCUGUACAUUCAAUUCAGGGCCAGUGACACGCCAUCCCGAGUACUGUAUGUGUAACUAUAGACAGUGGGAUUAUUUCCACUGUUCCCUCCACAUGCACCACUCACACACAGCAACAGCACAGCACUCCCUCUCACACAGCCAUUGUCGUGUCCCCUUCGGUGGUGGAUGUCGGUGUGUGUAGCCUGUAGCAAAGCUGUAUUUGUGCAUCACUUUUCUUUGUACGCUGUUCUUUGCUCAUUAUGAACGUUUGCUCGUCAGACUUGCUCUGUGUCACAUUUGUCCUCUCUUGAGAGGUUGUCACGGUGAUCACAAAGUGCCAUGAAAAAGUGCUUUGUUGUCAUACGAUCUAUACAAAAAAUAUAUAUAUAUAUUUUGUAAUGUACGUGCUGCUGCUUUAUUGAAGUCUGGCUCGUCUGCGUUUCUGUGUGUGUGUCUGUGUGUCUGUGUGUGUGUGUGCUUGAGUGGGAGUCGCUGACAAACGGCAAGAUGUGCUGCAGUUAAUGAGCCACUGUGUGGCAGCAGCUGCCCUGUUUAUUCUCCAACAUGCACAGCUAGAGAAAAUAAAGUGUUUUAUCAAUCAGAUAGAUAACUGUACACAUGUUAACAACUGUGGAUUUGUGAGUGUGUUUUAUGAUGUUACUGUAAGCAAGCUUUUUGCGAAAGGAUGCUCAGGAUCUGUGUGGUUGCACAGGUUAGAUGGACUAGUGCACUGGGGUGAUGUGAGAAGACAUGAAAUACUUAAGAACACAGUCGUGAUUCACUGUACACCUGAAGGCGGCUCACAUCCAUCUACAGUAUGACUCACUUAGCAGACCCACUGAGGCUUUCUGUCCUUUCCUGUGGAAAAAAAAGUGCAUUAUUUGAGCGACUUUCCAUCACCAACUUGAACCCACUGCUGCACGUGGUCAGCAUACUGCUGAGAGCUUCUGCGUCUGUCCUCUUAUCAGGGCUGGCAGCAUUCUCAGCUAAGAAGUCAAAUCCUGCCCGAGGUUUUAGCCGAGCAGCUUCCUGUCAGGAUCUAUUUUCACUGCCAUGUCACUCAUAUCUCUGAGAUGAGUUUGGGGUGACAGUGGAGUUGAAAACUGAUGCUGAUUAUUGUUGACAGAUGAUCGCAUAGCCAGAAGUGAAUCUUUUGUUGGAGUUUAGGAGUACUGAAAGUCGAUGCAGGGCUCCUAAAAUGCCCAGUUUGUUCACAUUGAUCAUUUAAAUCACGGUCAUCUCCAGCUUCACCUGUUUUCACUGGACUCCACUCGGGUACUUUAGCACGACUUAACUUUCUUUUGAUUGGUUGCCCCUCGCAAACAGCAGGUGGGUGGGGCAUCUGUGCUCACAGACAGAGCAGUGUGCAUGAGAUGACCAUAUGGAGUACAUUCACUCUCUUUGACGUCAUACAGAGACAAAAGCAGGAAACAAAAUAUUUGAAGCUGAGCAUUUAGAGCAAUCUUUGCUCUCUAGGACUAUCUGCACAUAUGCAGACUUCAUUAUUUGAGUCUGCCAAAGGAAAGUCCCCUUAAGUCCGAUCUGGUGAGUCAAAAAGUCAUAACUAGGUCUUGUCUGGUUACUAAUUUGAGGUCGCAAGUCUUUAUCAACCCCCCAAACACUCUCAUUAAAAACAGUAUACAGUAUCCUGCAGGGACAUCAAACUCAGUGUGGGCCACACACAGCCCACUUUGAUGUUAAGUGGGUCAGACCAGUAAAACUCCCUCUACAUCAAUGUAAAGAAGUUUAACUGAACAUUUAAUAACUGAAAUAUC
Pelmatolapia mariae (spotted tilapia) is the source of this 3586-nucleotide messenger RNA. RefSeq names its product ras-related protein Rab-37-like. Bases 535 to 1221 code for a protein of 228 amino acids. Lineage: Eukaryota; Metazoa; Chordata; Actinopteri; Cichliformes; Cichlidae. The record is from RefSeq and is a predicted model, not a curated record. Gene Ontology annotation, biological process: regulation of exocytosis. Gene Ontology annotation, molecular function: GTPase activity; GTP binding. The transcript is spliced from 9 exons.